CUAUCAUAGUGAGUCUUCCGGAUGUCGGAUCACUCAAUCCUAUAGCAGCAAUACUGCCUCUAGCUUUUGUACUACUGGUAUCAAUUGCCCGUGAAUUCGUAGAGGAGUGGAUGGCAUAUAAAAGAGAUAAGGAGACAAACGCUGAGUUGACGAGGAGGGUUACUGCACAAGGGACAAUAGAGAAGAUAGAAUGGGCACAUCUGUUUCCUG
Messenger RNA from Perkinsus marinus ATCC 50983, 210 nucleotides. RefSeq lists its product as hypothetical. Lineage: Eukaryota; Perkinsozoa; Perkinsida; Perkinsidae. The record is from RefSeq and is a predicted model, not a curated record. The transcript has a single exon. The annotation marks the transcript as partial.